This is a messenger RNA of Neoarius graeffei (lesser salmon catfish), 1531 nucleotides long. RefSeq names its product NIMA-related kinase 12 (gene nek12). NCBI's taxonomy places the organism in Eukaryota, Metazoa, Chordata, Actinopteri, Siluriformes, Ariidae. The transcript has 5 exons. Gene Ontology annotation, molecular function: ATP binding; protein kinase activity. Bases 1 to 1527 code for a protein of 508 amino acids. The record is from RefSeq and is a predicted model, not a curated record. Gene Ontology annotation, biological process: protein phosphorylation.
AUGGCAGGCCAGCUUGGAGCCAUGACCCCACUGCAGCACCUGAGUUCGAAAUCGUAUAUGGAUAAAGACAUGGAAGCAUAUGAGCAAAUUCUUGAACUUGGCAGAGGAGGAGCGGGUGUCGUCUUGCUGAUGAGACACAAAGAAACAAAGAAAUUCUAUGCUGUGAAGAAAAUAGAAGUUGACAACUCUCGAAAAACAAAGUGCAAAGACAACGUACUGCAAGAGGCUGAAAUUCUGAGGAAUCUGAGACACCCCCAUAUUGUGACAUGGAGCAACACGUUCUUUGAUCCAGAAAAAAAGCACAUCUACAUUGCUAUGGAUUACUGUGAUGGUGGGACGCUGGAUGAGCAGAUUAAAGGCAGAAAGGCAGAAGAAUAUUUCUCAGAGUCUGCUGUUAUGAAAUGGUUUGUGCAGAUCGUCAUGGCGGUCAGUUAUAUUCAUUCUGUCAGAAUUCUGCACAGAGAUAUUAAGCCCUCCAAUGUACUGCUAACAAAAAGGGGGAUGAUUAAGUUGGGAGAUUUUGGAAUAUCAAAGAUCAUGAACCACACACUGGACAUGGCUUCCACAUGCGUAGGGACACCCAGCUACCUCAGCCCUGAACUGUGCCAGGAUGUUCCAUACAGCACCAAAUCUGAUAUAUGGGCCCUUGGCUGCUUACUGUAUGAGAUCUGUGCACUUAAACCAGCUUUUAUUGCUAAGAAUCUCCUGAGUUUGUUUUAUAAGAUUAUCAAGGGUGAAUACAGCUUGGUGCCUGCUGGCUACUCGGAUAACCUUCACACACUGAUCAAGAAGAUGCUGUGCUUGCUUCCUGAAAACAGACCAAGUGCUAGCUGCAUUCUGGCCACGCCCUCUGUGAAGGAACAUCUGGAACUGUUUAUUCAGCAUCAAGAGACAGAAUUGACAAAGGUUAAUACUGAUCCCAUACCUGCUCAGAGCGAAGAUACCACAUUAACCUGGAACGACAGUGUUCGCAUUGAAGUGCCUGAUUUGCAUGAAGCUGAGAAUAUGGAAGAAAACGGUCAAGUGCCUGUUAUUGUAGAGGACGAAGUGACACAUGCUGGGACUGAGUCCGAAUAUUCAGAAGACUUUGAUGAAAAUGACAGCAUGUCGUCCAUUGAAGAUUAUUCAAAGAAGAAUUCCUCCCCCUCUAGUUUAGAGCAUGGAGGAGUUGCAGAAGGGCUGCAUGUUCUUCCUGAAGAUAUGGAUGCUUGUGAGUACUCUGAUGACUUUGAGGAUGAGGACGAGUUGGCUGAAGUGGUGAGCUGUGCUCGAAAUGCCAUAGAGACUCUUUCAGGAGGUGAUUCUCUUGAGCUGAAAGACAACAAUGGUCCAUUGGUCACUGUGAGAACUCUGAGAGAGAAGUACAUUGAGAAUGUUGGUCCUUUACUUUAUGAAGAGAUCAAUGAACAUUUUGUGAAUGGCUUGAAACCGGAGGACCUUCAGCCACAGUUCCAGCACAUAGUAGGAACCGACCAUCUGGAGACCUGCUACCUCAUAUUCAACAUUGACCAAGAGACCACGUGUUAAGCAU